AGUGUGUUGUGUUCCAACUCACUUUUGUAAAUUGAAAACAUAAGAAGAGAAAGAGAAAAAUGAAUCAAUUUUCUUCUACAAAAGUGCCAGGCUUAGAACUACGAAGAUAGCCUCAUGGCAGAGUCUGGGGACAGGAAGUGGUCUCCUUUCAUCUGUUCCAGGUCCAGACAACAGACAAAGGUGCGCAGCUUCUUGAGUUCGGAUCAGCUCACCGAUUUGGUGACGACCCGCCAGGGCCGAACUAUCAGGCCGCUUCAACAGGAGUACCUCACCAAGGAGUAUGGCCGGAGAGAGGAGAUCUACAGCCUGCUUCUGUACAAUCCUGACCCCAAGCUGAGUGAGACGAUGGUGGAGCAGGUGGUGGAGAAGGGGAUGGGGGUGAUGCCAAGAGAGAGGAAUCACAGAGGGUCUAGUUCUCCCUCCGUCAUGGAGGACACGGCUAAGGAAGCCCCAGAGGGACCCAGUGGCGCCGCACCAAACCAUCCUAGAGGUGAGGUGGAGGCUCGGGUGACAGAGUCCCGCCAGAUGGACGGAGAAGCGCGUCUGGACCUGAGCUUAAAGCUGCUGGAGCUGUGGGGCAACAAAGAGGCCACGAGGAAACUGUUGGAGUCACUGGAAUGCUCCUGGGCUGGCAGGACGCUGGAAGAGGAGGAGGAGGAAGAGGAUUGGGAGGAGGAGGAGGAUGUCGAGGACUUGAAAGCGCAGACUGAGGAAGAUCUGGCGUGCCGGGACCGGACCCCGACGGACCCCCACGGUUUGUCAUUGGACGAGCAGGGGAUGCAUGAGGAGCUGGAGGAGACCAUGAGGGCGAUCCAGGCAGAGGUCCUGCGGACGGAGAUGACGGCCGUGUGGAGGGCUCACCGUCGUAACCUGGCACGCUUCAGACACGUCCUCCGCGUGUGGCGGAGCACGUGGAGGCCCCGGAGCCCUCUGAGCCCCACCAGCCCUGGAGAGAACCCGUCCGCAACGGACAGACUCGGGGGAACAUAUCUAGAGUCAGGUGAGGAGGAGGAGGAGGAGGCCAUAAGGUGUCUUGAGGAACGACGAGAAGAGGAAGAGGCAAGGCUGAUGGAGAGACAGUGGAAGACCUGGAUGGACAACCAGGAGAUGGGGGCAAAUAAGAAGGAUACGGAGCGGGGAGUUGAGGAGAAGGGGCAGGUUGUUAAGCCCCCACGUCCCUGCCAGGACCCGGGUUGUUCAAUGCCUACGAAGGCAACCCUGGGCCAAACGCUGUCUGAAGCAACGGGUGACUCAGGAGCCCGUUCCACCACAGUGGGUAACGCCAAUGGCAUCGUCACGCAGAUGCAGAAGCUUAGAACCUUUAGGAGAAUGAAGAGGUGGUUAACCGGCAUCAAUGAUAAGAAGUGGAUGACCCUGGAGGAAGAAGUCGAAGAGUUACUUCUGACAACUGAAAACAGUUGCAUGAGAUAUUUCUGUUUUAACUGCAUGAAAAAAAGAUACCUUCAAUUAAAAUACCAGAGCAGACUAAAACAGUGAUGAUAUAAUACUGAAUUUGAAUAAAAAUAA
This is a messenger RNA of Gadus morhua (Atlantic cod), 1527 nucleotides long. RefSeq lists its product as uncharacterized. The record is from RefSeq and is a predicted model, not a curated record. Lineage: Eukaryota; Metazoa; Chordata; Actinopteri; Gadiformes; Gadidae. Bases 115 to 1497 code for a protein of 460 amino acids. The transcript is spliced from 3 exons.